This is a messenger RNA of Diversispora eburnea, 9735 nucleotides long. The record is from the annotation of a GenBank genome assembly. NCBI's taxonomy places the organism in Eukaryota, Fungi, Glomeromycota, Glomeromycetes, Diversisporales, Diversisporaceae.
AUGCGGUACGACAAAAACAAAAUCCAUGAUAUAAAUACAGUAUUCGAAGAAUUUCCGAGUUCAAAUGGUUACUCAAUAAAUUCAAUGUUUUUGAGACGAGUUUUUGGAUUAGGCUCCAGCAGCUCGGACGGCGAAAUUUUCAAUGUCACUUUUCAUGUACAUUUACCAAACUUUGACCGAACGGGUGAACCAGUAGUUAUUGGUAGUGAUGACAAAUUAGGAAAUUGGCAGAAACUAAAUAAACUUGAACAACCUGAUCCUCACAGCCAUCCUACUUAUUGGAGAUCAAAUCCUAUUAAUAUUUUUCUGUUACGUGAGAACAUGUCAGAAAUUAAAUAUAAAUAUGGAAUAUCUUUUAAGGGUCAUGUGGAUUAUGAAGGCGAAGGGGAAAGAUUUGAACAAACUCGCACGUUGGACACAACAAUAAGCGAUCAAUAUGACAUAUGGUUAAAUAACAAGAAAUAUUUUAUGAAUAUCGAUGAUUUUGCAUUCGUUGAUGUCAUAUAUCAAUCAACUGAUGCCAGUAAUUAUAAAGAAAAGAUUAUGCAGUAUCAAUCGCUGUUAAAGAAUCAUGGUCACCACGCUCGGGAUGUUGCCAAUAUUGAAUUCAUCAUCAGUAAAAUUUGUCCUUCCCAAGCAAGAGAGAAGCGACUUUUCCUUUGCGUCCUCCUUGGAUAUCAUAUAAAGCAUCAUCAUAUAAUCCAGCUUCCUCAACAUUUCCAAUCUGUCGAUUUACUUGAAACACUAGAAAAUGUAUCCGAUGAGACAUUACCGAGUAGCACUUUAGAACUAAUGCCGAGAGUAUUACAAAGUUUAGUUCAACAUAAUGCAGCAUCUAAGUCUUUCGUGUGGAUUGGAAUUUUUAAGUCUGCUCGCAUCUUAGACCCUCAAUUCUCUUUUGUCGAUUCAUUUAUUGGCGUUGAGUAUAAUAAUGAAGAAUUAGUCAAUUUUUUUAAAAUUUGGAAUAAAAGUGCUAAAACUUACAUGAAAUAUAUUGGAGAAGAAGCAUAUACAAAAAUUGCCAGGCACCUGAUCAACAUUUCUCGCACUAUGUCAUUACUUACUGCAACAUGGAAAGAUAUUACUGAUCGUUCCAUAAAUGUUAGUAAUAGAGUUCGACAAUUUUUGAUCGAGCGUACUAGAAUUAAUAUUGAUAAUUCUGAUGCAAGUGCAUUUACUUUAAUUAAUGAUUAUGAUAAAAUUCCCCCGGAUUUUCGAAAUGAAGUUUCGGGAAUUUUUUGCGACAGAGUUAUUUAUUUACUAAAACAUCCUCGUACUGAGUGGAAUAUAAAUAAUAAUUUGAACUCAAUUGAAAUACUUCUAUUAUCUGAGUCUAUGUAUUGGACUCCAGACAGCUACCUCAAUGCAUUGGAGGCCAUUUCCCAGUCAAAAGAGAUCAAAAUCUUAAAUAUUUUCUUAAAAUUAUUGAAACAUUGGUUCGCCAUUAAUAAUUCUUUACAUGAUUCUAAGAAUCCAAAAAUUUUAACAAUUUGCAGGGAUUGGUUUAAUAGUGUUUUAGCUCGUUUAAAUGAAUCACAUAAUUCAUCUGCUAAUGGAUUAUUUAUAUUUUCAGUUUUCAAUUAUUUAUCAGAGGCUUAUAAAGUGGUCAAAGGUAGAGAAAGAAUAUACGAAGAAUUAUCAAGAAUUGCCACAACCCGAGUUAGGGAAUGUUCAGAACAAAGAAUUCUUAAAGCAACAACUCGAGUUGUGAAUCUAGACGUAAAUGUAGUUCGGGAAUUCAUUAACAUAGCAGCUGAUCUAUUAAAACAUUCUGUUUAUAAUGCUGAUGCUCAACUCUUGGAUAAAAUUCAAUUUAUUUGUGGUAAUACAAAAACUGAUGGACUAAAAAUUAAUUUUGAUAUAGUAACUAAUCUACAGUCACAUUAUAUUCCACCUUCAACACCUGAACAUCAUUUGAAACUUCUCAAUUCUGGACAAUUUUGGGAGGUAAUUUUUCGUGCAGAAGGCCAUGUCGAAAAUUUACAUAAACAUCCCCAUGUUCAACAAAUACGUGAUGACAUUAAUCAGCUGGCAGUCUUAAUUGCUGAGAAAACUAUUGAUAUCAAAUCACUUCUGUUACUUUUAAAACAUAAUGAUAUAGAGCUAUUCACAUAUUUGGAUUGUCCUAAUUCGAAGGCGGUGUUUAUCUCAAAACAGGAUAUUAGUGAGGCCAGAAAACAUUGCAAAAAUUACGAGUCCACCUUAAAUGAACUUAGAAUAUAUUACGAGACCUUCUGUUCAACCUUAAAAGUUUCGGAUGCGCACGACUAUCUUUCAAAAAUAGAUACCGAAUCUAGGAUGUUAUCCCGACUUAGACUCAAAGAUAUUUUAAAUCCUGACCAUUGGGAAUUUCAUAGUGAAACAAUAGAAAUGGCAAGAAAAGUAUCCGGAUUUGCCAAAUCUAAGACAUUUGCAAACAUUUUUAAUUUACUUCUUAGUGAAGUAACAGAAACGUUGACAGUUGAAGAUAUCACAAAAACGAUACUUACUAAAGCGCUGGAAAGAUUUGCUCAAUUAUGUCAGCAAUAUAAAGAUCAAGAUUGGGAAAAAUUAAAAUGUUCCGAUGCAGUUUUCCUCUGGAAAGGUGUAACAAAUGUAGAAUUCGAACUUAGAUUAAUGGGAAAUUAUGUUGCUCUCAGCAAAAACCAAAAACAGUAUGACCACCUUGUCAGGACUCUUAAACGACUUGUAUCCAUACCAGAUUGGGUUGUUCGUCCUAAACAAUUAUUCACGAUUAUCGAAAUAUUUGAUGUUCCACAUGAAAAAGACGAUUGGUUUACAAAAUCUCGAUGUACUUUGCAAGAUGAUAUUAUAACCCUUGGAAAUUUAAGUAACUUUUUUGAUUAUCUUAAUGAAAAUCUUACUAAAAUUGAUAGUGAUACUUGCUGGCUUUUGAUUAAAGAAUUAUCCGCUGCUGGCAAUUUUUUAGAAUUCCUUAAAAGUAUUUCUGAACAUGAUAUAAGAAAUCUUAUUAAUGGUGUUGAAGAUUUUAAUAAUGAGCGAUUAAACCAAGAGGAUACUGUUGCUUCAUUAAUUCAAGUUCAACAAUUGCUACUUCAAUUGAUGAAUAAAGUGAAAUCGAGAGAUAUAAGUAUUAAAAAAUUUCUUGCCGAUUUAGCCACCAUCAAUGCCGAUAACCCUACAUUAGUUGGAAAAAUUAUUUUGAGCUCAAGUUGUAAUAUGGCUUUACAAAAUAUUUAUAAAAACAUUUCAAAUCGAGGUGAAGUUACUAAAGAAAGGAUUCAAAAUGCCGUUAAAGGAGGAACUUAUUCAUUUGAACGUGUUGGCAAAGAUGAAAAGUUUACUGUUAAAUUGAUAUAUCCCUCCAAAGAGAGUAAUGUAAAGCCUUAUUCUCUGUCUGACUUACAAUAUUUGAGAGGACGUGCGAUGCUAAUUGCUAAACCUACUUCCGCAGUAAACUUGAGUAUGGAUGCAAAUGAAGAACAAAUAAUGGAUAAAUUUGUUGAAUUUGUUCGUGAAGUUGAUUUGGUUCACGAGAUUUAUAAUGUCGGAGUUAAACUCAUACAGAUGGGGAAUUUCGGCUACCGGAAAUACAAGAAAUCGGUUUCUGGUGGCAAUAAGAUGAAAGAAUUAACCGAGUUACUUAAAUCACUUAAAGAGGAUUUGAAUCGAUGGGAAAAAAUCGUUGAUAAAGCACAGGAAAUUCAUUAUUACUUGACAUUUUUCCCCGCUCAUCAUAUUUUAACUUUUCUUGACUAUUUCACUAAUGAUGAUCCAGCCAAUGGAGAGAUUUGUAAAACUCUUAUUCGAUUUGUGAAUGAAAAGGCCAGGUUAAUGCCAAUCAAAAAAGAUGUUUUUAAAAUUUCACAACAAAAUUAUUUCGAAAUUCUUUGUGAAAUUGGUGCCAAGAUAAAAAAUAUAUUUAGUGACAUUCCAAUUCAACUACGUCCAAUAAAAACAAAAGGUGUAGUGGUUCCAUCUGAUAUAGUGCAUAGAGGAAGGUUAUUUGUUGCUGCUUGUAAUGAUAAGCUAUUAAUUCCAAAUAUCAUCAUGUCAAUUUAUACAAAUCAUGGAUAUUUUCCUGAGCCAUGGCAAAUUUUGAUUUGCAAAUCAUUCACUACUAUGGAGGAACUUUCAAUUUUUAUCAAACGUUGUUUCCUUGCAGCUGAUAAUGGAUAUAAAGAUCACCUAUUCUGCAUUGCAAAUUUAGAGAUACUUGAGUUCGAUUUACAAUAUAAUUUAGUAAAUCAUAUAAGAUCUUUACGUGAGAAUCAUGAUGAUUAUUUAUUGGCAUUAAUUUGUUGUCGUGAGGCAGGACUUCAUUAUCACAUUUUAGAUCAAUUUUUAUCCGAAGUAGUUAAUACCUAUGGUUUAUGUAGUGAAACAAUGAAGGCUAUUUAUUCUGAAUUAUGUCCAAAUGUUUCAUGUGUAUUCUCGGAUCUAUCUGGGCAAGGAAAGAGUGAAUGGAUUAAACAGUCUAGUUUCCUAAAACAUAAAAUUCCUCGUAGUUUCCUUAUUAGUGAUGGAAUCAAUUUUAGUAAACUAGUUCAUCAGCUCAAAAAAUUUCAAUUUCAUGAACUUCAUGAAGGAGAAAGUUUGCAUAUUAAUAUUGUUUCAGCCAAUAACAGUAGUGAUGUCAAUAUGUUCUUAUUUGAAUUGCUUACAUUAGGAUUUGUAUUUAAUGAUAUGGAAAUCGUAUAUCUUCCAAAAACCACAAUUUUCAUUGAAAUUGCUUCUACCGACGAACAAAAAUUACUUUAUUCACUUCCAAUCACAAGUUAUUUUGACAAAACUCAUAUAUUCUGGGAUAUUAAUAGUUUAAUUGUGUCUAAUGAAAUUCAUAGUCCAAUUCAAAUUGUAUCUUAUUAUUUGAAUGCACUUGAUCAAGCUACAAUUGACGAAAAUAAUAUUCAUUUCUCUGGAGAAGGAGCCAUUACUCAACCUUUACCAGCGAAAAGAUGUCAAGAACUAGUAGCCAAAUAUUUCUUCGAUGAAAACACGGAUAAUAUUUCAUCAUUUCGUUUUGUAGAAAUUUUUAUUAAUGUUUUAGCUGAUCAAUUGGUGCGUUUUUCAUCAAGUUCAUACAUCCGCGUUGAGAAUUUGAAACAAAUUGUAAAAGACGAAGAUUUAAGAACAACAUUAUUACGAAAACUAAUAGAUGUUUCUAAAGACUUUGCAACUCGAUCUGUUCAAACUAAAGUAACACAAUCAGAAUCAAUUGGAAAUAUUGAUGCAGAUUUUGAAGACAUUAAAAUUGACAUUAAAUCAUGGGAUGACUCAAAUCACCUUUUAGUGUGCUUCAUGUCUCAAAGUCCAGACUCAAUUUGUACUUUAUAUCGAGACCCCAAGAAAGUUGAUGAAAAUGUGAAGUCUUUCUUGAGAAGUCACUUUCCCGGUAAUCUCAGAGAUUGGAAACUUGAAGAUUAUAAUAGUCUGCCCGAUAGAGAACUUUUAAUUACAUUGGAGUGUUUGGCACGUAAGACAACAAAGAAAAUUAAUUUGCCUUAUUAUGCACUAUCAGCUGAUAAUUUAGUUAAGAUGGCAUUAAUCUUACUAAGAGCUCGGGCUAACAUUCCGGUUGUUGUGAUGGGCGAAGCCGGAUGUGGAAAGACAAGUUUAAUAAGUUAUUUGGCAGGAGUUGUUGAAGUCAAGUUCAUAGCAUUAAAUCUUCAUGCAGGAAUUUCAGAGGCCCAAAUAUUAGAUUUUAUGUCUAAGGUUGAAAAUGAAGCUGUAAACGGUGAAAUAUGGAUAUUCUUUGAUGAAAUCAAUACAUGUGAUCAUAUUGGUCUUCUAGCAGAUCUUAUUGCUCAUCAAAUGUUGCUCGGAAAUGCAAUUCAUCCAAAUAUUCGAUUAUUCUCUGCCUGUAAUCCAUAUCGAAUUCGAACAAUCCAAGCUGGAUUAAAGGCCAAAGUCAAUAGUUAUGAAGAACUAAGUAAACUUGUAUAUCAAGUCAAGCCACUUCCGGGCCAAAUUUUGGAUUAUGUGUGGGACUACGGUAUUCUUCAAAAAAAUGAUGAAAAAAGAUAUAUCCAAAUAAUGACACACGAAGAACUUAAAGAUUGUGAAUUGAACCAUCCAGUGCUUACAGAACUCUUGUUUGGAUCCCAAGAAUUUAUUCGUUCAAUUGAAGAAUCAUAUAGUGUUAGUUUACGUGAUGUGAAGAGAGUCAUCAAAUUGAUAAGGUUUUUCAAUUAUAGUCUAAGUAAUCGUCCAAGACGGACAAAAGAAAUAAUAUAUCCAGAUAAUAGUAUAGAACUGCGAUUUCGGUGUUAUAUUUUAGCACUUGCUCUUUGUUAUGAAUCUAGAAUUUAUGAUCGUGAAGAACGUGUGAAUUAUCGGAAAGAUAUGAUUGAAAUUUUUAGGUCAAAGGGCGUUAAUUUAGAUCAUCAUAAAUUUAGGGAAAUAAUUAAACAAGAGCAAGACGACAUUGUAAAACGAAUGAAUAUGCCCCCAAAUACUGCAUUAAACGAGGCUCUCUUAGAAAAUGUAUUAGUAAUGAUCGUUUGUAUUCUGACAAGAAUACCAGCAUUUAUUAUUGGUGCACCAGGGUCAUCCAAAUCUUUAGCAAUUCGAUUAAUUAGCCAAAAUCUUCGUGGUAAAUAUUCAAAUGAUCAAUAUUUCCAAACCUUGCCACAGGUUUAUCUUAUACCACAUCAAGGUUCAUCAUCUUCCACUUCUGAUGAUAUUAUUAAAGUUUUUCAAAAAGCGGUUAAAUAUCAGAACACAAGCACGGAUGAAUUUCCUUCGAUCAGUGUUGUUUUACUAGAUCAAGUUGGAUUGGCUGAAACUUCUCCACAUAAUCCUUUGAAAAUUCUUCAUUCUUUACUUGAACCAAGUUAUCCUGCUGAUGGUCCGACUGUAUCUGUUGUCGGAAUUAGUAAUCGGAGAUUAGAUGAUAGUAAAAGUAGCAGAGUAUUAUUAGUUCAAAGGCCUAAGUUUGGAAUUGAAGAUCUUGUGGAGACCGCAGAUCAGUUACUUGAGGGUAAUGCACGAUCCAUGUCUCUUAAACUUCUUGCAGAAGCAUAUUCAGAAUAUGAACAAUCCGGACAAAUUCUUCAUCCAAAUUUCCACGGUCUUCGUGAUUAUUAUGGUCUUGUAAAAAGCUUAUCUAUGACAGAUAUGACACCCGAUAAUAUUCAAAUGGCUUUAGCUAGAAAUUUUGGUGGUACAGAUCAAAAUGCAAGAUUUUGUGAAGAAUACUUUGGUAACGUUUUGCAAAAAUUCAACAAUUACGGCGAAUGGAAAUAUGAACCAAUCUCAACUUCAGAAUUAAUUAAUGCCAAUUUAAGAGAUAAAAGCGCAAGACAUUUAAUGGUUAUCGGGAAAAGUGAUUCUAUUGUUAAUAUUUUAGAUUUCCAGUUAAAAAAUCAAGGUUUAGAACCUAUGAUGUGUGUUGAAGCAGGGAGACCUCUUAUAUUAACAGAUUUAGAUAUUAUUUAUGGUGCUCUUUAUGAUUUAUGGGAUCAGAAUUACAUUGUUUAUGGGAAUAAAGAAAAUCCUAGGCACUUUAUUAGAGUUUCUCUUGGGACUUAUGCUAAUCCAAUGUUGUAUGUGGUGGAUAAUAAAUUUAGAUGUAUUUUAGUUCUUGAUGAAUCUAAACUUGAUAAAGCAGAUCCACUACUUUUAAAUAGAUUUGAAAAACAAAGAUUGACCUUUGAAGAUGCACUCACAAAACAUCAAUUUGAUAUUGUAGAGAUUUUGGAAGAAUGGGUUAGACAAAUGGGAACAUUGGUCUCGAAGAACGGAAUAACAUCUCUUAGUGACUUCACAUUGAAGGAUCUUUUCAUUGGCUUUGAUCCAGAUGAAACUUUACAAAGUCUAGUCAUGUACAUUAUGAAAAUGAAUCCUGAAAGUCAACAUGAAGAAAUUCUUAGAAAAUGUAAAGAAUCUCUUGUUGCUAUUGCUUCAGCGGAUGGAAUUAUAAGAGCCACAAAAUCAGGUAUCGAUCUAGAAGAAAGUUUAUUUUGGAAGAAUGUUUACUUCCCACCACUUAAACAUAAGAACCAACAUCAUGAUGAUUUAUUUUGGAAUAAUGUUUUCUUCCCAUCACAAGAAGGUUGUAAUCAAUUUCAUUAUCAUUUAGAAGAUUAUUUCAUUGCAUUAUUUUGUGAGGGUGACUCAAAACCAUUAUUAGUUAUCAUAAAUACUUUUUCAAACAUCAACACAGAUGUUAAAGAAUGCCUAGAGAAAGUAAUGCAAGUUCAAGUAUAUAAAUUAUCAACAUUCAAAACCGAAUCACAACUUCAUAAUAGAGUUAAACACUUCUGGUUUGAAUCUGAUGAUCAAAUGUUGGUUAUUCAGUGUGAUGUGGCCGCCAAAAAUUCGGGAUGUAUUAAGUUGGCUAAAUUUAUCAUUGAACAAUAUCGCAAUGAAUUUCUUCAAAUAAAAACCCAAAAAAUGAGAGCAAAACAUGCAUGUAUUAUUUUACAUAUUCAUAGAGAACAAGAAACACAAUUUUUAUCUUUUAAUUUUAUGUGCGGAUGGAGACAAGUUACAAUUGAAACUUUGGUCCCUCAAGAGAAACAUUUGUCAGCACUUUUGGAUGGAUCUUUGAUAAAUAUAAUGGAAUCUAUUUAUCCAUUUGAAGAGAUAUUGAAACAAGAAUUAUUAUGGUGUCUUCUAUGUAUAAAAUAUCCUUCUACAGAAAAUUCAAUUAAUCACAUUAAAAUUAUCAGUUCCGAGAUUUUCAAGCAUCCUAACUUUGUUGAAUGUCUCAAAGAGAAAACGUUCAUCUUGAUUAAUAAAAAAUCAUCACCUACAGACUGGCAAUAUCAUGUGGCAUCUAAUAAACAGUUAUUAUAUCCUUAUUCAUCUUUUUCUGCCGCCUUACAGGCCUAUAUUCAUUCUUUUGUCAGAAAUCCAAUUGCAAAAAUGUUAUAUUCUCUUGAAAAAUUAUCAGCCAUCAAGACAUUUUUUGAUAUUGAUCAGCCUGAAAAUAGAAUAGAAUCUCUUAAAUUAUGGAAAGACAUGUUUGAUGAUCCAAUAGUAAUGGCAACUGAUGAUCUUGUUGACCCUGACCCUGGCAUUUAUACAUUACCACAAAUUUAUGAUUUGCGUUUCCCAUUUUCAUAUUAUUUUAUGAAAAGAAUUGAUGAUUUUAAGGAAGAGUAUUUAGAAGAAAUAGCCAAACUUAAGCAAGAUAAAGAUAAUUGUGAUAAAUUUGGAGAACUUCAACCAUUUGUUGAAGAUAAAACCUAUCAUAUAUUUAAAUCCAACAUUUUUUCUUCAAUAUUGCAUCUCCGAGAUGCGCUACUGGAAGAAUUUUCGGAAUUAUACUUCAAUGAUUUUGUUACAGUUGUUUCUAGUAUUCUUGGAGAAAAAAAGGAUGUCAAAUUAUUAUCCUUAAUUUUGCAACAACUUUUGGAUGAAGAAAAAAUUAAUGACCCUGUGUACUUACACGUUUAUUGGUGGACAAAUUCAAGUACAAUAUUAGCAGACUUUCAAUUAGCUCAGUUAUGUCCAACAAUUAUUAAUGACCUUCCAGAAGAGAGAGCUAAUAACACCUUUGAAGAUUUUCCCAUUCAAGAAGUAACAACAAUUAUGCUUAAUAAGUUAAGUGAAAUCAAUGUUCACCAAAUGAAUCAAUGGCAAAAGCAAUCCACAAAAUUUAUAACUUAUGCUGGAAAGCAGAUGCAAUCUCAAAAAUUUUCAUCUUUUGAAUUAUUACGAAUAUGCAAUGAACUUGUUUCAAAAUCAAUUUCUUUGUCAGAUAUUAAGAAAAUAGCAAAACUUGGUCAAACUUCUGAUGGACUUAAAAUAUUUUCAGAAAAAUAA